AUGAGAAGGAAGCGGUCGAUUUGCUUAAGUUGCAAUGCGCCAGAGACAAGAGCGGAUGCAGCUCAGGCCGACCAGCGGCUUGGCGAGGACUAUGACGAUCGUCGAGGGUGCUGGCCGGAACCAAGCUUGCAACGAUGCCUCGUGGGGCUCAGAAGCAGGUUUGCGCCUAUUGAAGCCGGAGCUCGCGAGAAGACGAAUGCUGCAACGAAGCUGCUGACGGUCCGGAGGAAGAGCCGGUCGAAAAGCUAUGCGCUCAGUCGAUGGAAACGAAAGUGCGUCGCCACGGUGGAGGGCCAAGCUGUUGAGCGGAAAUACCGAAGAUCUCGCGAGUGA
Messenger RNA from Pseudozyma hubeiensis SY62, 333 nucleotides. RefSeq lists its product as hypothetical. The record is from RefSeq and is a predicted model, not a curated record. Lineage: Eukaryota; Fungi; Basidiomycota; Ustilaginomycetes; Ustilaginales; Ustilaginaceae. Bases 1 to 333 code for a protein of 110 amino acids. The transcript has a single exon.